Molecule: messenger RNA, 997 nt
Organism: Patiria miniata (bat star)
Lineage: Eukaryota; Metazoa; Echinodermata; Asteroidea; Valvatida; Asterinidae
Product: prolyl 3-hydroxylase 2-like
Biological process (GO): collagen metabolic process
Molecular function (GO): iron ion binding; L-ascorbic acid binding; oxidoreductase activity, acting on paired donors, with incorporation or reduction of molecular oxygen
Source: RefSeq, a predicted model, not a curated record
UAUUUGGAGGAGCAUUACCAAGGAACAAUCAAGACGCUCCUGUAUCAGGACCAGGCCGAACCCAUCAACCCAGAUGAGGUCCUCCUGGGCUACGAGAUCCUAGAAGCCCUCCAAUCAGGACAGAGCUUUGCCGAUCGCCAUGGAGAUGACCCAUCAGAGGUCACGACCCAGCCGGAGGAAAUCUGGGCUGAGUAUUUCGAUGAUGAGGAGGAGGAGGGAGUCGAUUCGGAUGUGGAGCAUUUUCGGAGGGUUAUUUUGAGAAACCGGAAGAGAUUUGGCCUGAGGAUGAGUAUUUGAUGAUGGACGAGGAUGAUGAUGAUGAAGGACCUGUAAGGGAGUAUUCUCCUGAGCCGAUUCUUUAUGAUGCGGAGGAAACAAAUAGACGAGGAUGACAAACAGGAAGGAGGAACAACUGGAGAAAACUUGAGAGAUCUUAAAGAGACGACAGCGUUUGAUACCAAGGAGCAACCACAUAUGAACAGGGUUGAGAGUCUGGAAGAGCUGGAAAACAAACCUUCAAGAUCUGAAGCGAAAAAGGACGAUUUAAUUGACCCAAAUUUGGGUUAUCGCAUGGACAAUAAUGGGAUCAAGUGGCCAAAAUUGAUGGGAAAUUGGAUUCUGGUACGGAAACACAAAAGAAACGGGAUACUCAAGAAGUUUCAGAGAAAAACGGCAGAGAUGAGCUUGAGGACAGGCAAGACGGAGGGUAAACUACAGGAUGAGACGGAGGGAGUAUCGGCACUAGAUGGUCUGAAGAAGACUCUGAUACAAGAAAACUUGUUUCCUAGUGGUCCCGCAGGGCCGGGCAUCCAUAGAAGGACGUCGCUACGGAGGCGAUCUUGACGUGAAAUCAGAGGUGGAGGAGCCGAGUUAUGUGCCGUCACUAGAUGGUGUUAAGCUGUUCAUGAAUGGAGCGAUGCUGAACGGAAGCGAGCGUAUGGCUGCCGACAACAUGGCCACACAGAUGGAAUGUGAUAAUUUGAUAAAGCUGAUGGAU